This is a messenger RNA of Lemur catta (Ring-tailed lemur), 2014 nucleotides long. RefSeq names its product alpha-N-acetylgalactosaminidase (gene NAGA). The record is from RefSeq and is a predicted model, not a curated record. The transcript is spliced from 10 exons. Gene Ontology annotation, biological process: glycosylceramide catabolic process; glycoside catabolic process; oligosaccharide metabolic process. Gene Ontology annotation, molecular function: alpha-galactosidase activity. Lineage: Eukaryota; Metazoa; Chordata; Mammalia; Primates; Lemuridae. The coding region runs from base 265 to 1500 and encodes 411 amino acids. Gene Ontology annotation, cellular component: cytoplasm.
GGCCGGGGGCGGGAGCACGGACGGCAGUCCGGAGUCGGAUUCCGGCCCCGCGCCUCUGUUCUGCCUGGGCGUCCUCGAGCCCGUCGCCAGCCCGGCCGGCAGAGGGCCGCCGGCGGCUCUCGGGACGCCCAGCGCCGCGGGGAGGGCGAGGUCUAACGUCCAGGACGCCUUGUUGAGAGUUUCUGAGGGAAGAAACAAGCCUUCGUGUAAAGCUGGUACGAGCAGAGCAGAUCUCGGCUGAUCCUCGGACGCUGAGCCGGAGCGAUGUUGCUGAAGACAGCGCUCUUGCUGGUGCUAGUGGCCCAAGUCCUGAUGCUGGACAAUGGGCUUCUGCGGACGCCACCCAUGGGCUGGCUGGCCUGGGAACGCUUCCGCUGCAACACGAACUGUGAUGAGGACCCAAAGAACUGCAUCAGUGAGUGGCUCUUCAUGGAGAUGGCUGACCGGCUGGUGCAGGAUGGAUGGCGAGACCUGGGCUACGUAUACCUUAACAUCGAUGACUGCUGGAUCGGUGGGCGCGAUGCCAGUGGCCGCCUGGUGCCUGACGCCAAGCGCUUCCCUCAUGGGAUUGCCUUCCUGGCUGACUAUGCUCACUCCCUGGGCCUGAAGCUGGGCAUUUAUGAGGACAUGGGCAAACUGACCUGCAUGGGUUACCCAGGCACCACACUGGACAAGGUAGUCCAGGACGCUCAGACCUUUGCUGAGUGGAAGGUGGACAUGCUGAAGCUGGAUGGCUGCUACUCGACCCCUGAGGAACGGGCCGAGGGGUACCCCAAGAUGGCUGCUGCCCUGAAUGCCACCGGCCGCCCCAUCGCCUUCUCCUGCAGCUGGCCAGCCUAUGAAGGGGGCCUCCCCCCAGCGGUGAACUACAGUCUGCUGGCAGAAAUCUGCAACCUCUGGCGUAACUAUGACGAUAUCCAGGACUCCUGGGAUAGCGUGCUCUCCAUCUUGGAUUGGUUUGUGCAGCACCAGGACAUACUGCAGCCGGUGGCUGGCCCAGGGCACUGGAACGACCCAGACAUGCUGCUCAUUGGGAACUUUGGCCUCAGCUUAGAGCAAGCCCAGGCACAGAUGGCUCUUUGGACGAUACUGGCAGCCCCUCUCUUCAUGUCCACAGACCUGCGUACCAUGUCUGCCCAGAACAUGAACAUUCUGCAGAAUCCACUCAUUAUCAAAAUCAACCAGGACCCCUUAGGCAUCCAGGGACGCAGGAUUCGCAAGGAGAAAUCCUACAUUGAAGUGUUCAUGAGGCCCCUGUCCAACGAGGCUAGCGCCUUGGUCUUCUUCAGCCGCAGGACAGAUAUGCCUUACCGCUACCAGUCCUCCCUCGCCCAGCUGAACUUCAACCGGUCCAUGACGUAUGAGGCCGAGGAUGUCUACUCGGGUGAUGUCAUCAGUGGCCUCCGGGAUGAAACCAACUUCACAGUGAUCAUCAACCCUUCGGGGGUAGUGAUGUGGUACCUGUAUCCCAUCAAGAACCUGGAGAUGUCCCAGCAGUGAUGAGCUGGGACAUGUGACAGGCUGUGGCAGCACCACUGAGCCCAGACCACGGAGCCUCAGCAUGCCAAGGGCAAGUGGGCAGGGUUCUCUGCUCCCCAGGCCCGCUCAGAGGCCUGACCCCAUCGUAACUGAAGUGCAACCUCAGGGCCAGGUCCUAUGCCAUACCCAAGUGUGAACCCUCUUGGAAACUUCUCUUGGGUCAAUUUCCUGUGGCUUUCCGGGCCUCUACCUCGCCUGCAUGGCCCCGCGGAUGUUGCUCAACAACUGGGCCAGCCUCCUAAGCCCCCACGCCCAUCAGGACUCUAGCCUCUGAUCUUGUUGACUCUGAAAUCAGGAUUUGGAAUUUUUCUAAUUAGGAGUAGAGAAAUCUGACCUGUUACCAGGAGCUCCCCUGAAUCGUGUGAUUGGCUUUCCUACCCAGAGAAGGCCUUGCAAGCUGAUACCACCUGGGAGUGAGGGUCAGAAAGGAGACCUUGGCUCCCUCAGGUCACCAAUAAAGCUGUUCUUUAAUCAA